UGAAAAAAAUAGUAAGCUUUACCUUUACCCUUCACUCGCCUAAACUCAAACAGAGAGUAAAUAGAAAGAAGGAAAAGCGGGACUGUUACUACGUUAAGCAUCAGCACCGCAAGCAAUCUCUCAAUAUCUGAGACUGAGACCCCAUCAGAUCCGAUCAAUUUUGUCCCCGUCACUGCUGGUAGAAUCGGAAUUGUUCAUCCGCUACUUAGACAUGAGUUUCCUCUUCGGAAAGAGAAAAAGCCCCGCAGAACUUCUGCGGGAAAAUAAGAGGAUGCUGGAUAAAUCCAUUAGAGAGAUAGAGAGGGAGAGGCAAGGUCUGCAGGCUCAAGAAAAGAAACUAAUUGCCGAGAUAAAGAAGAGUGCUAAGCAAGGGCAGAUGGGAGCUGUCAAAGUAAUGGCAAAGGACCUUAUUAGGACAAGACAUCAGAUUGAAAAGUUCUAUAAGCUGAAGUCACAACUCCAGGGUGUGUCUCUUAGAAUUCAGACAUUGAAAUCAACACAAGCAAUGGGAGAGGCAAUGAAAGGCGUUACAAAGGCCAUGGGCCAGAUGAAUAGGCAAAUGAACUUGCCAUCACUGCAGAAAAUUAUGCAGGAGUUUGAGAGGCAAAAUGAGAGGAUGGAAAUGGUGACUGAGGUCAUGGGAGAUGCCAUUGAUGAUGCAUUGGAAGGGGAUGAGGAAGAGGAGGAAACAGAAGAACUAGUGAAUCAGGUUCUUGAUGAAAUUGGAAUUGACAUCAAUCAAGAGCUUGUGAAUGCACCAUCAUCUACUGUAGCGGCACCAGCUGCAAAAGGCAAGGUUGCACAAGUGGAAACAACUGGGCAUGAUGACAGUGGGAUAGAUAGUGAAUUACAGGCCAGGUUAGAUAAUUUAAGAAGGAUGUAAUCUUGUUACACUUGUAAAAUAAUUACAUCAACACAACUGUGAAAGGAUCAUUAGUUUGGGCUGUGUAGCAUCAGUGAAAAUUGUCCCAGGAUUUUAACUCCUGGUUUUGGGGACAAGUGGAAGUUGUAUGAAGUAUUUACUUGAAUAUAUUUAUGCACAAAUUUGUGCAAUGCAUAAGAAAAGAAUUGUGUUGAUUUUUUCUC
Molecule: messenger RNA, 1086 nt
Organism: Hevea brasiliensis (rubber tree)
Lineage: Eukaryota; Viridiplantae; Streptophyta; Magnoliopsida; Malpighiales; Euphorbiaceae
Product: vacuolar protein sorting-associated protein 2 homolog 1
Exons: 5
Coding region: 212-883 (223 amino acids)
Biological process (GO): protein transport; endosome transport via multivesicular body sorting pathway; late endosome to vacuole transport
Cellular component (GO): ESCRT III complex; multivesicular body
Source: RefSeq, a predicted model, not a curated record